AUGGCUGGAUCAAAUUUAAUUAGGGAAUUAAAUUCAAGCAAAAAUGAUUGGAAAAUCAAAGUAUGUGUUUCUCGCCUGUUUGACGUACUGAAUUUUCGCAAACAAGAUAGCUUAAUAAGUUUGGAUAUGGUCCUAUUGGACGAGGAGGGUGAUUACAUUCACGCCUCAAUCAAAUCCAACUUUGUUCAACCCUUUCGUCCGAAAUUGAUUGAAGGAAAAGUUUACACCAUUAGAUACUUUUCAGUCAUACCAAAUAAGAAGCAAUAUCGCAUUUGUUGUAUUUUUAUAUUAGACAUAGUAGGUAUGGUUGUAAAAGAAGUCGAUGAUUCUAUCGAAAUAGAAGAUAAAUGGGGGAAACGAGUUCUAAUUAAGCUUUGGAAUAAUGUUUUUGCUGAGUAUACAAAACAGAAAAACCAACUUACUGAUUUCACUAAACCUUUUCCUAUUAUAAUAACGUCAACGAUGGUGAAAGAGUUUAAUGGUACUUUUAAUCUUACCUCUUCGUCAUCAACCAAAAUCUAUACAAAUGUAGAAGUUCCAGAGGUUCAGUUGUUAAAAGAUAUUUGGAAUGAAAAAUCGGAAAAUAGUACUAUUGGAAAACUUGAGAUACAACGUACUUCUACGGACUCAGAAGAAAUUAUCUCCAAGAAGAUUGAUAUCUUAACUCUUAUGAAUCACAUCCAAAAAACUGUUGAAAAGGAUUUAAUAUUCUACUGUAAGGCUAAAGUGACUGAUAUCAUGGGUGAGACUGGUUGGUAUUAUAUCUCAUGUCCGCUUGGUGUUGAAGAUCAUAGUGGGUCGACCAUAUUUGUUAUAUUUGAUGAAGAAGCUAAGAAGUUAAUUGGUCAAGAUGCGAGUGCUGUUUUUGAAGCUCAUAUAUAUGAAAAGGCUAAUAACAAAGAUGAUGCUAGCGAUAAUGACGCAGAAUCAGAAAUACCAAUGAUAAUUAAAAAUAUCAUUGGGAAAGAAUUGAUUUUUAAAGUUAAAAUCACUGCUUAUAAUCGUAAAACAUCACGACAAACCUUCACUAUGAUGAAAUUUUUUGAAACAAUUAUCCUUGAGGACAACAAAGAAGCUACAACAAAUAAAGAAGAAGAUACAAGUAAGGAUAAUGGAAAACGGUCUCAUGAUGAAUCUGAUAGUAAAGAUGAUAAAGAUUCAAGCAACAAUACAUUUAAAAAAACAAAGGUUUAA
Messenger RNA from Chenopodium quinoa (quinoa), 1194 nucleotides. RefSeq lists its product as uncharacterized. Gene Ontology annotation, biological process: DNA repair; DNA replication; DNA recombination. The transcript is spliced from 12 exons. Lineage: Eukaryota; Viridiplantae; Streptophyta; Magnoliopsida; Caryophyllales; Amaranthaceae. The record is from RefSeq and is a predicted model, not a curated record. Gene Ontology annotation, molecular function: DNA binding. Gene Ontology annotation, cellular component: nucleus. Bases 1 to 1194 code for a protein of 397 amino acids.